UUAAACUUGAGUGGUGGCUGGUAAGACUGACUUUUGAAAGUUAGAAUUAGAUUUUGCUAGGUAAAAACUUCAAACGUCAUGUCUUCGUCGAUCUUCACUUGCGCUUAAACUGUUCGACGGAAGUCCAACCCGAGACUCGCUUUCAUCUUCAACCUCCCAACAUACCACUCAUGCUUUCGCUCAAACAUGUAGCGAAAACCAGGCUCUUUCUCUCCACACUUCGCUUUCUAAGUGCCCCCACUUUCGUUUCUUCUCUUUUCCCUUAUUCACAUUUGUUCAAUCAGAUAUCUAGCUACUCAACCGCCCCAGCAGUUCAAGAACAGAGCGCCGAAAACCUGGUUGUCUCAUUCAAAGAAUGGUUCAAGACCCAAAACAACUACAUGUUGGAUCGAAUUUUCGAGAUAUUAAGCGCCCACCACUGCGACGACUUGCCCUCUCGUUUUGCCGCCGAUUUUGCCCUCUCUCAGUUGAAUCUUCGCCUUUCCGAAUCGUUCGUUCUUGAAGUCUUGGCUUAUAGGAAUGGGAAAGAUGUGCUGUCUUGUCUUAAGUUUUUCGAUUGGGCUGGGCGCCAACCUGGGUUUCAUCACACCCGCGCCACGUUUCACGCUAUUUUCAAGAUCCUUAAGAAGGCGAAACUGAGGUCUUUGAUUUUUGAUUUUCUUGACAACUUUGUGAAUGCUAGAUACGUUUAUAGAGUGAGAUUUCAUGAUACUUUGGUUCUUGGGUAUGCGAUUGCUGGGAAACCCGAGUUUGCAUUGCAAGUGUUUGGUAGAAUGCGGUUUCAGGGUUUGGAUUUGGAUAGUUUCGCAUAUCAUGUGCUUCUGAAUGCUUUAGUUGAGCAGAGGUGUUUUGAUGCCGUUGAUGUGAUUGCUAAGCAGAUUGCAUUAAGGGGUUUUGAGAAUGAGGUUACGAGAUCCAUUAAGUUGAAGAGUUUGUGUAAGCAGAAUCAAUUGAUUGAGGCGGAGGAGUAUUUACGUGGACUGAUGAGUACUGGUGUAGAGUUUACUGACCAUGCAGUAUCUGUUGUUGUCAAAGCACUUUGUAAGAAUGGCAAAUUUGAGGAGGCGCGGAAGCUGUUGGAGGAGCUUAGGGAAUCGGGUUUGCUCUCGUUGGAUCGUGCUUAUGGUGUUUGGGUUUUGUAUCUUGCUAGGGCUGGAAGGUUAGAUGGAGCGUUGGAGUUUUUGAACAGCAGGAAAUCGUUGGAAGGGUAUGUUCCAGAUGUGUUUCGGUAUAAUGUGUUGGUGUCUAGGCUUUUGAGUGAGAACCGUCUAAUGGAGGUUUUUGAUUUGCUCAUGGAGAUGAAGGAGAAUGAAAUUGUUCCGGACAGUUUUACCAUGAAUUAUGCACUUUGCUUCUUUUGCAAAGCUGGGAUGGUAGAUGUUGCACUUGAGUUAUACAAUUCAAGGUCGGAGUUUGGGCUCUCCCCGGGUGGCAUGGUUUACAACUUUUUGAUCAAUACUUUGUGUGGGGAUGGAAGUAUUGAUGAAGCUUAUAAUGUGUUGAAGAAUUCCAUUGACCAAGGCUUUUUUCCUGGUAGAAAAACCUUUUAUAUACUUGCCAGUACUUUGUGCAGACAGGGGAAGCUUGAGAAAAUGAAAGAGCUGCUUAUUUUUGCCUUGGACAGAAAGUUUGUACCAAGUGAUUCCAUAUAUGAUGUGUUUAUAUCGGCUUUAUGCAGAGCUGGUAGGGUAGAAGAUGGCUAUUUGAUUCAUGGGGAUCUCAAUAGAAUGAAUAAAGUUGCUACUGAGGCUACUUACCGUAGUUUGAUACGUGGUUUUAACAAGUACAACAGGGCAGAUAUUGCUGCUAGACUUCUUAUUGAAAUGCAGGAAAAGGGUCACAAACCAACUCGAGGAUUGUUCAGAGCUGUUAUUCGUUGUUUGUCUGACACGGAAAAUCCAGAAAAGCAAUUCCUGCAGCUGCUGGAGAUGCAGUUGUCUCGUCAUGCAAGCAAUUCAUUGACUUAUAACUUCUUCAUUGAUGGAGCUGGGCAUGCCAGAAUGCCUGACCUAGCUAAAGAAGUCUAUGAGAUGAUACAGAAAAGUGGCAAUGUGCCCAAUUUGGGUGCUAACAUUCUCAUGUUGCAGAGUUAUCUAAAGAGUGAAAGAAUUUCAGAUGCUGUAGAUUUUUUCAGUGAUUUGGGCCAGAAAGGAAAGGUCGGGAUAAAAUUGUACAACACCAUGAUUGUUGGUCUCUGCAAAGUCGCUAAUGCAGAUAUGGCAUUAGAAAUCUUGGAAAAAAUGAAGAUUGAUGGACGGGUUCCAAGCAAUGAAUGCUAUGAACUUCUUAUAAAGCUGCUUUGCUCAAUUAAGAAAUAUGAUAAGGCGAUUCAUGUUAUUAAUGGCAUGGAGAAAGUUGGGCGCCGCAUUACAUCCUUUGUUGGUAAUACUCUUUUGAUGCAUGCCUUCAAGACUCAAGAUCUCUAUGAGGCCUGGAUUCGGUUGGUAGAUGUGCAGAUUGAGACAUCUAAGAUUUCAUUGCUUGGCCGGCUCAUUGGAGCAGUUUCUGGCGGUAUUAGAGUGAGUGAAGAUAUUGAAAACUUAGAAGAAGUAAUUCAGCUGUGCUUCCAGCCUGACAUCUUUACUUACAAUAUAUUAUUAGAGCAACUAAGCAAGACUAAUAUAGAUCAUGCUUGUGAAUUUUUCAAUAAGAUAUGUCAGAAGGGUUAUGAGCCCAACCAAUGGACUUAUAAAUUCAUAAUUCGUGGUCUUUACAGAUCUGGGAGGACAGAGGAGGCUAGAAAAUUGGAGGAGAUGUAUUGGAGAGGUCUUGAGACUGUCCAUAUCAGAAAUUUGUGUAGUGGGUAUUUACUUAGCUAAGUUCUGGCGUUUUAAAGUAGCUAGAAGCAAAGCAUUCGCAUUCAGAGCGACAGACAAGAAUUUUUGGGAAAUAAUGUGUAUUUUUGUGCCUUAAUUUGAUUGAAUACAUGAAAUAUCUCAAUCGAGCUCUAUGUAUAUUACUUUAACUCUCUGUAGUUCAAUAAUCACCUACAAGAAAGAAAUUUAAUGUAAUUUUUUAGAUGGCAUUGGCAUCAGGUAUUUUUCAUUAUGGGUUGGAGAA
This is a messenger RNA of Pistacia vera, 3060 nucleotides long. RefSeq names its product pentatricopeptide repeat-containing protein At1g71210, mitochondrial-like. The transcript has a single exon. The coding region runs from base 171 to 2819 and encodes 882 amino acids. NCBI's taxonomy places the organism in Eukaryota, Viridiplantae, Streptophyta, Magnoliopsida, Sapindales, Anacardiaceae. Gene Ontology annotation, molecular function: protein binding. The record is from RefSeq and is a predicted model, not a curated record.